AUGCACGAAAAGUUUAAAAACUUCACCAAUCCGCUCAAAGAUGAUAUUGCAGUAUUGAAGACUGGUUACAUCCAAUCAAAAUUACUCAAAAAAGUGGAUAUGACAAUAAUCGAUAAUAAAAUAUGUGAAGAAAUUUGGAAAGAUACUGAUAAUCCGGUCGACACUGAAAAGGAAAUAUGUGCACAAGCUGAUAUGUCUGAUGGUAAAAAGAGAGGACCGUGUUAUGGUGAUUCAGGUAGUCCACUAGUUAUUGAUGGAGUUCAGUAUGGAAUUAUUUCAAGUUUCCAUAAUGGAUGUGGAAUUGCGGAAUACCCAAUUGUCUACACAAGGGUUGCCCAUUAUAUAGAUUGGCUUUCAGAUAAAAUAUAA
This is a messenger RNA of Psylliodes chrysocephalus, 369 nucleotides long. NCBI's taxonomy places the organism in Eukaryota, Metazoa, Arthropoda, Insecta, Coleoptera, Chrysomelidae. The record is from the annotation of a GenBank genome assembly.